Messenger RNA from Fusarium pseudograminearum CS3096, 2568 nucleotides. RefSeq lists its product as uncharacterized. Gene Ontology annotation, molecular function: RNA binding. Lineage: Eukaryota; Fungi; Ascomycota; Sordariomycetes; Hypocreales; Nectriaceae. The record is from RefSeq and is a predicted model, not a curated record. The transcript has 3 exons. Bases 1 to 2568 code for a protein of 855 amino acids.
AUGGCUUCAUCAAGAAUUUUCAUCAAGGGAUUGCCUCCCAACAUCUCAGAGGCUGAUUUUCGGAAACACUUCUCCGCCCAGGGUCGUGAGAUUACUGAUGUCAAGCUGAUUCCCCAGCGACGCAUUGGCUAUGUGGGCUACAAGACAUCCGAAGAUGCCUCCAAGGCAGUCAAGUACUUCAACAGGUCUUACAUUCGUAUGUCCAAGAUCGCCGUCGAGACAGCCAGACCCAUCUCAGACCCCGCCCUCAACAGAGCCCAGAGCGCCGCGCAUUCCAAACCUGCAUCGCAACCAUCCACCACGAUCAAGGGCAAGGAACAGUCGGCUGAGAAAGACUCUGACUCGACCUUGAGGAAGCGCAAGCGAGAUGAGCCCCAAGCUGCUGCGGACCACAAGCUACGCGAAUUCCUUCAUGUAAUGAAGGAAGGUAGGGAGGGCGCCGUCGAUGAUGGUGUCCACGGUGGACUCGGCGAUGGAGUAGCUGCUGUAGCUGCCAACGCCGUUCCUGAAGAAGAGAGUGAUGAUGAGUACGAGCAAAUACCUGCUCGGAAGGAGAAGCAGCGCAGAAUCGAACCUCCAGCGAAGCCUCUUGUUUCUGAGACGUUGCCUUCGUAUCUUAAAGAAGAAAAGCCGGUCUCUGAUAUGCAGGAUAAAGCUCCUGCAGCUGACGAACCGGUGGAGUCUGCAGAUGCGGCAAAGCCCAACCCAGAAAAGCAGGAGGUUGUUGCCGAGGAUGACGAUUGGCUUCGUUCACGCACAAACAGACUGCUGGACCUUGUUGAUCCCGAUGAUCUGGAACGAACACCUGUGCAAGGGCCUUCAGUAAUCGAGACCGAUCAUGCACAGGGAGGCGAUGCAAUGGAAAUCACCCCAGCCGACCCGCCAACCGCGCAUGACGUGGAGGUGGUUGAACCUGCGCCUGUGGCAACAGGGGGUGAACCGGCAGAGGACGACUUGCUUGAGGCGAUCCGUCGAACAUCUCGACUUUUUGUCCGAAAUUUGCCCUACAGCGCCACCGAGGAUGAUCUUCGGGAGCGCUUUGAGCAGUUUGGAACUGUUGAAGAGGUUCAUCUGCCCGUCAACAAGUCAGGUACCAGCAAGGGGUUUGCCCUGAUCUUGUUUACUGAGCCUUCGGGAGCGGUUGAAGCAUUCCAAGCCAUGGACCGGGCGACGUUUCAGGGGCGUAUUAUUCACAUCAUUCCUGCCAGUGCUAGGAGAGACACUGCUUUGGACGAGUUUACACUCUCCAAACUGCCUCUCAAGAAACAAAACAUGAUCCGCAAGAAACAGGAGGCAUCCACAAAUACCUUCAACUGGAAUGCGCUGUAUAUGAGCCAGGAUGCCGUCAAUGCAUCAGUUGCCAACCGUCUUGGUGUUUCAAAAUCAGAACUCCUCGACCCUACCUCAGCUGAUGCUGCUGUAAAGCAGGCCAUCGCGGAGACAAGCGUCAUUCAAGAGACCAAAUCCUAUUUUACCGCUAAUGGGGUGGACCUUGAGGCUUUCAAAUCAAAGAAGCGGGGUGACACGGCCAUUUUGGUCAAGAACUUUCCCUAUGGUACUACGAUCGACGAGCUCCGUAAGCUUUUCGAGGAGUCCGGGCCUGUGCUGAGAGUUUUGAUGCCCCCAAGCGGGACAAUUGCUAUUGUCCAGUUCUCCCAGCCUAAUUACGCCAAGUCCGCUUUUGGGAAUUUGGCAUAUCGCCGGAUUGGCGAUAGCGUUCUCUUUUUGGAAAAGGCGCCAAGUGAUAUCUUCACAGGCGGCGACCAACUAGGCCAAGCCGUGUCGCUAAAAGAUCGACAGGCUCCGACGGUCCAAAACCUUAGUGUGAACGACUUGCUGUCACGCGGUGAUAAGCCGGAGGAGGAGUUGGAAACAACUUCACUGUUUGUGCGAAACUUAAAUUUCUCCACUACCACAUCUCGGCUUGCAGAAACUUUCCAGUCCCUCGACGGAUUCGUCUCGGCCAGGGUCAAGACUAAGAUGGACCCGAAGAAACCAGGGCAGACACUUAGCAUGGGCUUUGGUUUUGUGGAGUUUAGGACCAAGGGUCAAGCGCAGGCUGCUCUCAAGGUCAUGGAUGGUCAUGUCCUUGAAGAUCACACACUCGCUGUGAAGGCAUCGCACAAGGGUCUCGAUGCUGCUGAGGAGAGACGUCGUGAGGACAAGGCCAAGAAGUCCGCUGGGCAACGUACCAAGAUCAUCAUCAAGAACUUGCCUUUCCAGACGACCAAGAAAGACAUCAGGUCUCUCUUUGGAACCUAUGGUCAGCUCAGGUCGGUACGCCUUCCUAAGAAGGCUGACUACACCCCUCGGGGUUUUGCUUUUGCAGACUUUGUCACUCCCCGCGAAGCCGAGAACGCGCUAAAUUCGCUGAGGGACACCCACUUGCUGGGUCGCAAGCUUGUCUUGGACUUUGCUGAGGCAGACGCAGUUGAUGCCGAGGAGGAGAUUGCAAAGAUGCAGAAGAAGGUUGGAGGACAAGUCAACAAGGUGGCCCUCCAGCAAUUGACUGGUAAGGGAAGGAGCAGGGUCAAUAUUGGCAAUGAAGACGAGGAGAUGGACGGUUGA